AUGUCACUGUUAGGAAACAAUCCCUGCCAGGACAGCAGCGAGAUCAAAGAGUUGAGCUCUGGGAAUCGCACAAUCAAUUACACUUCUUCCACGUAUAAGUGCGACUUAACAGACUCUGAGAUUGGUGAUGAUUGGUCAAAAUGGUACAAAAUAACUGGUAAAGCGGGGAACGCCCUCCAAGUGCAUCCUCCGCUUAGAGAAAGAUGCGGUGGACAAGCCCAAGCUUACCUUACAGAAAACCAUCCCGCACCUAGUGAUGGUGUGGUCAACCGAAAAGUGUGUGUGCAAAAUCCAUCGAAUUUGUGCAACAGCAGAAAAUCUCCGAUACAAGUCGUAAACUGUGGUUCAUUUUACCUGUAUCGCCUUCAAAGGCUAAAAAACGACUGUGAUCCUAAUUGGCGUUAUUGUACGAACGGUAAAGGUAAGCAUUUACCAAUUAAUUGUAAAUCAUAAUCAUGAUCAUAACCAUAAUAAUGAUCAUAAUCAUGGCGUUGAAGCUUGUAUUGAUGAUUAUGAAAUACACAGACCAGCUCCCUGGGAGAUAACGCAGGAAUGCAGUGGGAGAUAGAAUAGCAAAGGCUCGCCUGUUUAGUAGCUUAGGGCACCUAGAAGUACUGCUUAUCUCAACGUAAAAGGCGGGAUAACAGUUUUCGGAUCAAAUUAGGUUUCUGAGAAACUGCCCACCUACCCCUCCCCUAAGCUAACAUUAACACUUACUUCUCACUUGGGGCAAAAUGAUGGCUUAGGGGAAGGGUAGGUGGGCAGUUCCCCAGAAACCUGAAUUGAUCCCAGUUUUCAACAAGUAUGAAAAGGGGCUAUAUCACGCCAUUUGCUUUUACUUAAAGAAAAAUGGAGGUCACGUGACCAAGGCUUGUGACACCCGUCAGCUGCUUAGUGGUAGUUCAAACCAAGGGAUGGGGUUAAGAUCCUAACGUUAAAACAACGUUUGGGGGGUGAGUAACUUAGCUCAGGAUCAGGCUUAACUUAGGGUUACGUCCUAGGUUUACGGUAAGCCAGGACACGUGGUAGGCCAUAAUAUCAUACUUAAUCACACUAGGUGAACUGACCCUCGACUAUUGACUGUCACUAGUAGUUCUAACUCCACCUCUCUUGUCUAGUUUUGAAAAUCACUACCCCCUCAAGUUGGCCUAUAUGCAACUUUUACCGUUAAACUAAAUAUUGGCCAGCAACUAGCAACCUCCCCCAAAUCUUGAUGCAUAUGCCUGUUUUUUUAGUCUUAAGAGAUUUUUAUGAGUAGUUGAGGAAUCAAGACUAUCAACAGUAAGAAAAAAUGAAGUUUGGAAAACCCAUUGACGGCCGUGCCGGCCAAAACCGGCCAUACAAGAGUUAAAACUCCACUGCUUUUAAACUUUGCAACUUUCUCAAUCGUGCGAACAUUGCCUUACCUAUCAAUUGUGAGCAUUGAGUAGAAUGUCCUUCAAAUUGAGAUAUCCAAUAAAAGCAAAAAAAAGUCAGCGCUUUCUGCAGAAUGUCACCGUUUGAAUUUCGACAAGAAUAAAAAUGACCGUUUUUAACGUGUUAGGAAAACGACAAAAAAGACUUCUUUUUUGCCUUCUGGAUUUUUGCUAGGGUCAUCAUUGCAAAACCAAAGGUCAGCAUUAAGAGUAAAAAUCAGUCCUUUUCCUAACUUAAAAAUGAUUUUAUUAUUCUUAUUCGUUUCCUGGGCUUAGCUACAGCCUUUGUUUUAGUGCAUCCUGGCCUUGCCCCGAUUUUCAACUUCACGACUGCAUUUAGCCUCUUCCAGGGAGUCCAGUUCUUAUUUUUUCCUAUUUUUUGAGCCUGUUCCUAUUCUCCCCUAUUUUUAAACUAAAACCUCCUAUUUUUCCUAUUUUUUAACUGGUGAAGCCAAAAUUUGUAACAAAAUUGAAAAUCAAAUUAAAGUUGUAUGUGUUUUAGAGAGAGAUUUAUCAUAAAGGAAGUAGUAUGUUAUCCUUGAUGCUCAAUUAUUAGCAAAAAUAAUAGUUACAUUUGUUCUUUCCAUGACCUCUAUUGCUUAUUAGAGUUUUGUUAACAACUUUCGGUUAUAUUGUUCCUUUUUGUAUAAUUUUCUAGUGCACUUUCAUGUAUUGCAUGUAGUGUUAUAUAGCUCUCAUGACUAUUGAAUAAUAUUGUGCAUAGCCCACUGAAACUGCAUUUCAGUAUCUGUACGUGUUAUAUUUUAUUUUGAAGUCUUGCUCGCUUUUAUGUUCAUCUUUAAAACUGAAAACGCGAUCUAGUUGUCCUCUGAUAACACAGGUCAGAUAAAUCAUCAAUCAGCUUCUUGUUUAAAAAACUAAUCACUAGCUGGAUUGUGGAUGCUACAUGAAAAGAACAGACUCAAGUUUAGUUUACGGCAUUACCUCUCUUGGUGACCCUUGUUAACAGCCUUUUCCCUAGCAACUGAGGAAGGAUCCAAUAUUUUUGUUGCGAAACCGGUCUUGCAGUCAUAGCUAAGCAGAGACUUACAUUCGUCCUAGAACGUAACUAUGACACACUUAAAAUCUGGUACCAAACAGAUCAGUGUCAUUUUGCAGCCUGGUUCCGUACUUAAAACUAUGUGGUCUUUUGACUCAAACAAGCAUAUUCUCAACCAGCUACCCAUUGCAGAUUAAUGGAGGGAAAGCUUUCCAUAUAGGACUUUUCUGUCCUUGUUCGAUAUCCUUCAAUGACAAACGUAAUCGUAAGAAAUUUCUAUUCUAAGAAAUUUCACUCUUCGAAGCUUUUCAAAGAUUGGCUGUCCACUUGAAGGGAACUAGUUGGCAUAAGAUCACCUUUGAUUAUAGAACCACGCCUGAUCUAUAGUCAAGCAAAUCGUUCGCAUUACAGAGUAACUGGGCCAAUAAACUAAACGUUACUGAUCAUUUUCUCUCCUUCUAAGCCUUGAAAGUUGAUCUAAAGUCUGUGAACGUAGAAGCUGAGGACUCGUAGCCUUUAUUAUAACCCUAUAAUGAGGUGCAGGGAGGCUAUCUUUGUCGACGAAAGUACCAUUGAUUUUCCUAUUUUUCUCCUAUUUUUUUAAUAAAAAUUUCCCUAUUUUUGCUAUUUUCUCAAUCCUGAGUUUCCUAUUUUCCUAUUUCUUUGAACAACCAUGUCGCUGGACACCCUGCUCUUUGCAAACGUUCUUAGGGCUUCGUCACGCUCCUUCCCCACGAACGUCUGCUGAAACAAGCAACCACUUCCGUUCGUAGAUACGAACGCAUCGAACAGAAACCAUUGUCCUAUUUUUAUCAGUAAGGUAAAAAGCCCUGUUGUGCCUCUUGGCGGCACAUCCAGCAGAUUCUUUCCUUUUCAGAUGAUGUCGAACCUCCUUGUCAAGGUGGCGUAUUUGAGUCCCUGACUCUUAGCUUGAAUGAUGCCCCAAAAGGUGGAUUUCAGUUAGACAAGCAAGCAUCAACACCCUAG
Molecule: messenger RNA, 3402 nt
Organism: Porites lobata
Lineage: Eukaryota; Metazoa; Cnidaria; Anthozoa; Scleractinia; Poritidae
Source: the annotation of a GenBank genome assembly